GCGCUCUCCGGAAAUGGAAUGAGUAACAUGGCGUCAUACAGGGAAGACAGAACGAGAAAUCUUACAUCAAAUGCUGCUGGUGAUAUUUCUAAAAUCGACCUUCUGCUUCACCCGGAGCUCCUUUCUCAAGAAUUCAUUCAGCUCGUUUUACAUGAGAAAGGGAUACCGGUCGAUGAUGAUGUGGACCGUGACCGGCUCACAGAUAUGUACCUGCGGCAUGUCAUUCCUCUCCCGCAGAGAGAUCUGCCCAACACACGCUGGGGGAAGAGAAUGGAGAGGACCAGAGCGCGACAGAGCUCCACCACUGCACACAGUUCAAGCACAGAUAGUGGCAGGAAGAGGCCACUGAUCGUGUUUGAUGGCAGCUCUACCUACACUGGCAGUGUUAAGCUGAAGAAACAUGAUACCUCGCCAGCAGCUGUUACCACAGAUCGCCUGAAGCCCCCAGUGUCUAGUGUCAGUCUGUCAAACCCCAUUCGCAAGCUCUCUGGAUCCUCUUCAAAUGGUUCUUCCUCCUCAUCCUCAAAUUCCCACAAUAGGACCCCAGUAUCAACACCAGGAGCCAGCCCCAAGAGCCCUUCAGGCACCUGUAAUAUUUCUAACACUGCCAAUUCCCUGGUAUAUUCCAACAAUGCGACACCCAAGCUAAAGCGCACAGCCCCCAGUGAUGGAGAACCUCACAAUGCUAAGGACGUUAAGUCACCGGAUAUGAAGAAAAAGAUUCAGCAUAUCACUUGGCCAUAAUCUCUGAUCACAACUGAUGAUGGACCGUCAAUGCCACUGUUUGCUGGGCCAUAAUGAGACACCUGAACUCUAAAGAUUGGUUCUCCCAAGUACUUCAGACAACUCAGUAUGAAAUUUACCCUUCAUUUCAUUUUACUCCAGGAGACUCAUCAGCUUUAGACUUAAAGUAGUGUUGAUGGAACUGAAAUAUUCCUGGCAGUGGUAUGUUGGACUGAUCAAUUAACCAACAAGUGUCAACUGUGUACCCCCUUCUUCCCCUUUUUGGCAAUAUGUUUGUUGAUCUUCCUUGUGGUGAUUAAACUUUCCAAGUGUGUUGGCAAAUCAAACAAGCCAAGAGAAAUUGGAUUGCAAAUAGGAAUGCUCUUGGCCUGUGUUGGUCUGUGUCCUAACCAGGCACAAUGUGACCGUUUUCCAGCGACAAUUUGUCUUUGUGUCUGUCCACACUGAAGGUGAAUCUACUAUGUGACAUGACACAGUCACAGCCAAUUAGAACAUAGCUGAUGUUUAAAGUAAAAUUAUGAGGAAAAGGAUUUUUGGACCAAUGAGAUCACAGUGGGUGGAGCUACCAACACAAUGCCACAGAAAGCCCAUUUCUUGUCAGAGUUGCAUCUGGUUAGGACAAGAAAAAAAUUGCAGAAAUUACGGCUUUUAUCAAAUGUCGCUUUACCAUCACACACCUGGUUAGUGCAUGGUGUAUGGUUGUUGUGUUUUUACUGGCAUAGGAAGAUUUAGAUUAACUGAUUUAUCUGACUGUUUUUGAAAGCACAUUUUGUAUUUAUGGCCCCCACAAGGCCAAAAUGCAGUUCUGAAGUAGAUGUGUUGUGCAUCAUUCUUUUGAAGGAUUAACUGCAAAAGGAAAAUUAAAGACCCCAGGAAAUUCCAUAGCGAGCACUUUUUCUGUCCUGUGUUAAUGUAUUUGCUUUUUACAUAAGCAUUUGAGGUGGGACAUAUUGAAGGACUUGUCCCUUAAUGAAAAUAAUGAAACAUUAUUGACAUAAAAAUCAAUCUUAGUCCAUGCAAAUAUUUUUUGUUCUCAGCAUUGUGAAUUAUGGAGGGUUUUAUUGAAACAUAAUUUUUUGUUUUUAUUGCAACAAUCCUGGUUAAAAAAAAUAAAUAGCUGAGAGCAUUGAUAAUUGUUGUUGCAGUGAUAAGAAUGAGGGCCAAAAGUGUUGUUCAAGUACAGUUAUUAAUUAAAUUAUUCAUAAUUAAAACCCCAAAAUGCCAUGUUAAAGUAUAAAACAACUGCAGCUGUAUCAAGUGUGAUCAAGUAUCAAAGUGGUUUUGCUCCGAGUACAACACACAAGUUGAUACUGGACCAGUCAAAAUAGUUUCAGAAUUUUCCCUUUAUCACCUCUAUUCUGCUUUUAAACACUCCACUCCAUCAAGGUUAUCAUUUAUGACACACAAGCAGAAUGAAUGUCUGUACAGAUCGUUCGUAAAACGUAAAACUAAACUUUAAAGGGAUACAUCGAAGAUGUGUGUGACUUUUCUUUUUCUGCUGAACACAAAGAUUUUUAGUAGAAUAUUUCAGCUCUGUAGUUUCUUGCAAUAAAAGUGAAUGGUGGCUAGAACUUUGAAACUCCAAAAUCCACAUAAAGGCAGCAUAAAGGUAAUCCAUAUGGUAAUCCAGUGGUUAAAUCAAUAUCUUCAAAAGCAAAACAGAUCAACAUUUAAAUCCUUUUGACUAUAAAUCUCCAAUUUUAAACAGCCCUCCUAGGGGGCCUGGGAAACUCAGCGACUAUUGACGCUGACUUCCACCUCUGGAGGUCAAAUCCAGGGCAUGCUGAGUGACUCCAGCCAGGUCUCCUUAGCAACCAAAUUGAAAGCAGUCACAUGGAGUAACCUUGUUGUCACUAUAAUGUGUGGUUCUCGCUCUCGGUGGGGUGCGUGGUGAGUUGUGCAUGGAUGCUGCGGAGAAUAGCGUGGGCCUCCACAUGCUACGUCUCCGCGGUAACGCGCUCAACAAGCCACGUGAUAGGAUGCGUGGAUUGAUGUUCACAGACGUGGAGGCAACUGAGAUUCGUCCUCCGCCAUCCGGAUUGAGGUGAGUCACUACGCCACCACGAGGACUUGGAGCGCAUUGGGAAUUGGGCAUUCCAAAUUGGGGAGAGAAUAAAAAACAGCCUUCCUAAGCACACUCCUAUCAUAUUGCUUCUGAAGAUAGGUAUUUAACCACUGGAGUCUUAUGGAUUACUUCUGUUGCCUUUAUGUGCUUUUCGGAGCUUCAAAGUUUUGGUUACCAUUCACUUGCAUUAUAUGGACCUACAGAGAUAAAAUGUUCUUCAAAAAAACUUUAUUUGUUUUCAGCAGAAGAAAGUCAUACAUAUCUGGUAUGUAAAUGAUGAGAGAAUUUUAAUUUUGGGGUGGACGAUCCCUUUAAGUACGAAUAGUUUUACAAACGUACACAGAAAAUCGGUCUGCUUGUGUUUCAUGAAUGGGACCCACAGACUGUUGCCGCACUCUUUUAGAAGUUUACAGCUGAAUUUCUUGAAAUUUUGUUAAACUAUCUAUGUAUUACCAAAUCUCAUCAAUCUACUAUACAAAACCAGUUCACAUGUGAUUGUACUUGUCUUUUUAAUUCAAACUGUGAAUAGCAAUAUGAAAUAAAUAGUCAACAUUUUUUGGUACAGGUAAUGUAGACAUUUUGCAUAUUGUGCCAAGGGUGAAUGUUGUUUUGCAUGGUCAUUGUACAACACUAGAUGCCACUA
This is a messenger RNA of Myxocyprinus asiaticus (Chinese sucker), 3452 nucleotides long. RefSeq names its product chromosome 11 C2orf49 homolog (gene tslig2). Bases 19 to 744 code for a protein of 241 amino acids. The transcript has 4 exons. Gene Ontology annotation, biological process: embryonic morphogenesis. The record is from RefSeq and is a predicted model, not a curated record. Lineage: Eukaryota; Metazoa; Chordata; Actinopteri; Cypriniformes; Catostomidae. Gene Ontology annotation, cellular component: tRNA-splicing ligase complex.